AUGGAGCGGGCACCAGGGCCCGGCGGAGAUGCUGCGCCCGUGGCUGGAGGCCCGGAUAACCGACAAGUCCAGUUGUAUCCUAUUGAGGAGCCCCUGUGGCCCGGCGUGCCCUUCCCAUCGCCUGAGAACGUGGAGAUCGCCAGCCUGUUCCUGACCCCAAAUGCUCAACGCCGAUUGCCAGUGCAGAAGGAGAUCAGUGUGAACGGCAACGUCCUCACUGUACGACUGACUGCUGAAGAUCCCAGCCAUCUCCACGUUUCUGUCAUCGCCUGUCUUUACCAACUAUCCGUGCUGGUGCGACUCUUCUGGCCUGUUGGGCCUCCACUUUUCUUUAAGCCUCACGAAGAAAGAGGGAUCUAA
Messenger RNA from Cynocephalus volans (Philippine flying lemur), 360 nucleotides. Its product is annotated as EKC/KEOPS complex subunit LAGE3-like. Gene Ontology annotation, cellular component: EKC/KEOPS complex. The coding region runs from base 1 to 360 and encodes 119 amino acids. The record is from RefSeq and is a predicted model, not a curated record. NCBI's taxonomy places the organism in Eukaryota, Metazoa, Chordata, Mammalia, Dermoptera, Cynocephalidae. The transcript has 3 exons.